GUUUUUGUUGAUGCGGAAGAGAGACGAACUUCUUUGAGGAUGUUUUGCGAUUGCUGUAUAAUGAAAUAUAAGUAGCAAGUAACAGCCAAAAAGAAAGGUACAGUGUUAGCGGCUUUACAGUUUUACCUGAAACAACAGGCUUAAGAUUGAACGACAUCUCAAAACCUAAUGGCUGGUGGUAAUUUACAGAAAGCUAUAGAUUUGGCAACCAAAGCUGCAGAGGAGGACAAAGCCAAAAACUACGAAGAGGCCCUCCGAUUGUAUCAGCAUGCAGUGCAAUACUUCCUUCAUGUUGUCAAGUAUGAGGCCCAGGGUGAUCGAGCGGCGCAGAGCAUCAGGGCCAAGUGUGCGGACUACCUGGACAGAGCUGAGCAGCUGAAGGAGUAUCUGAGGAAGAAGGAGAAGAGUCCUCCGGCCAAACCUGUCAAAGUGUCCCAGUCGGAUGACAAAGGGAAUGAAAGUGGCGACGACGCAGAGAAAAAGAAGUUCGAAAAUCAACUCUCAGGUGCUAUUGUCAUGGAAAAGCCAAAUAUUAAGUGGAACGAUGUAGCUGGACUUGAGGGGGCCAAAGAAGCCUUAAAAGAAGCUGUGAUCCUGCCCAUCAAAUUCCCUCAUCUGUUCACAGGAAAGCGAACUCCUUGGCGGGGAAUCCUUCUGUUUGGCCCUCCAGGAACAGGGAAAUCCUACCUGGCCAAGGCAGUAGCCACAGAAGCAAACAACUCCACCUUCUUCUCCAUCUCCUCAUCCGACCUUGUGUCCAAGUGGCUGGGGGAAAGCGAGAAGUUGGUGAAGAGCCUGUUCACUUUAGCCCGAGAACACAAGCCUUCCAUCAUUUUCAUCGACGAGAUCGACUCCCUGUGCGGCUCCAGGAGCGAGAACGAGAGUGAAGCAGCGCGCAGAAUAAAGACAGAGUUCCUCGUCCAGAUGCAGGGUGUUGGGAAUGAUAAUGAUGGAAUCCUGGUCCUGGGAGCCACAAAUAUACCGUGGACACUGGACUCAGCCAUCAGGAGACGGUUUGAAAAGAGAAUCUACAUUCCUCUGCCCGAGGAGCACGCCCGCUCCUUCAUGUUCAAACUGCAUCUGGGCUCCACCCCCAAUGAACUGACAGAGGCGGACUUCAUCACUCUGGGCAAGAAGACAGAGGGCUAUUCCGGGGCAGACAUCAGUGUUAUCGUUAGAGACGCCCUCAUGCAGCCUGUGAGGAAGGUUCAGUCAUCCACUCACUUCAAAAAGGUUCGUGGGUCAUCAUGGAAGAACCCCGGCGUUGAGGUGGAAGACCUCCUGACCCCGUGUUCGCCAGGUGAUCCCAACGCCAUAGAGAUGACGUGGAUGGACGUUCCUGGGGAGAAACUUCUAGAGCCAGUCGUGAGCAUGGCCGACAUGCUGAGGUCACUGACGAGCACCAAGCCGACGGUGAAUGAGGAAGACUUGGAGAAGCUGAAGAAGUUUACUCAAGAUUUUGGUCAAGAGGGCUAAUAAUACUCAACCUCUACUCAUUAACAGGACUGCAACUAACAAUUAUUUUCAUUGUCAGUUAUGCUUUUGAUUAUUCAAUUAAUGUUUUGGUCUGUAAAGUGUCUAAAAUGGUGUAAAAUGUCAAUCACUGGUUAGUGGAGCCCAAAGUUCUUACUUUCUCAGUCUGAUCAGAAAAGUAAAUAUUACCUAAAGAUGUGAAACUAAUGUUUGCCGUUCUUACUGGAGAAUUUACUAAAAUAAUUAAUUUAUGAUCAAAAUCUUAAUUGACGACUUUUGCUUUCAAUCAGUAAUCAGCAGUAUUUACUGCUAAUUUAUCAUUCGACUGAGGCUCAUGUUUACAUCUAGACAUUUGUAAAGUUUCAUAUUUGUUUUCCUUGGUUUUAUUUUGCUGGUGGUGACGCUACAGUGAGUAAAUGCACAUUUUCAACACAACAUACCUCUUGAUAUAGUCUAAGGGGUCAGUUUCAGGGUGGGCUUUUAUAAAUGGGAAUUUAUUUUAUAAGAUGUAUGAAUGGUAGCUCUCUUCUCAACAUGUAGACAACCUUAUACUGGUUAUUUGUAUUUCACUACAUAUAAAGUUGUAAUUACUAGCUUAAAUAUUGUGCAAUAAUGCUUUUAAAAGCAUAAAUUCUAGAUUCUGAUCAACUUUGGCCAGUGAACAUCUGUGCACACAUUUUCUACACUUUUAAGUUUCGACUUUCAGCCUUUAGUCUGUUACAGUAUGUUCUAAAUGAUCCUGACAGUAUGCUCAAACUGUGUUGCCACUGGGUUUGAAGUAUGUCUUUACGUGGGUGUUUUUUCAGGGUGUGCAGAGGUGACUUAUUGGUUAUAAAUAAAACCUGUUACAGCGGU
This is a messenger RNA of Micropterus dolomieu (smallmouth bass), 2328 nucleotides long. RefSeq names its product vacuolar protein sorting-associated protein 4B-like. Gene Ontology annotation, biological process: vacuole organization; endosomal transport. Gene Ontology annotation, molecular function: ATP binding; ATP hydrolysis activity. The coding region runs from base 169 to 1476 and encodes 435 amino acids. The transcript has 11 exons. NCBI's taxonomy places the organism in Eukaryota, Metazoa, Chordata, Actinopteri, Centrarchiformes, Centrarchidae. The record is from RefSeq and is a predicted model, not a curated record.